This is a messenger RNA of Vitis vinifera (wine grape), 3244 nucleotides long. RefSeq names its product dihydrolipoyllysine-residue succinyltransferase component of 2-oxoglutarate dehydrogenase complex 2, mitochondrial. NCBI's taxonomy places the organism in Eukaryota, Viridiplantae, Streptophyta, Magnoliopsida, Vitales, Vitaceae. The transcript is spliced from 7 exons. The record is from RefSeq and is a predicted model, not a curated record. Bases 1973 to 2623 code for a protein of 216 amino acids. Gene Ontology annotation, molecular function: acyltransferase activity.
AGCUCGUUUCUCUUCAGCGAAAAUCAAACAUCGCCGAGAUCCUCCUUAAUCUCUCCAAUCAGGUCGCACCUCACUCUCUCUCAUUUUUCUCCACCUCUGUUUGGUUCUCCAGAAAAAAUCUGGAAAACAAAAGAAUAAAGAACAAAAAACUUCCGAUCUUAUUUUUCGUGUUGGUUUUUUUUUUUUUCUUCAUAAUCCAAGUUUGGAACUUUUAUUUUGUCUUUGUCAUUAUUUUUUUCUCGGUAACUACACACUGGUUCUCGGUAACUACACGGUGGCAACUGAAGGCCGUUUUGUGGGAUCAGACGAAAGAUGUUUGGUGUUGUAAGGCGAAGCGUCGCUUCUCGAGGCUCGUCUGCUUCGGGAAGUUGCUGCCUGCCUUCAUCCAGAGGCUACCAUGCAAAUGCAGAGCAGGCAUUUUUCUUCAGACAAUGGUGAUUUGGUUGAUGCUGUUGUCCCUUUUAUGGGUGAAUAUAUUAGCGACGGCAUUCUGGCAAAAUUCUUGAAGAGCAUGUUUUUCCCAGUACCUAUCCCAAUUGUUUCGUUAAUCAGGUUAUUCAUUCUUUAUAAUGUUGAAUGAGUGAUUAUGCACUUCUGAUGUCAUGGGAGCAGAUGCUGGUGACAGAGUGCAAGUUGAUGAGCCUAUUGCUCAAAUUGAGAUAGAUAAGGUAACAAUUGAUGUUGCUAGUCUCAAGGCGGGUGUGAUCCAGAAGGUAAAAUAUCUAUAGAUUUGGAUUUCUGCUAUACACCCUUUACUUUUAAGUUCAUUACCAUUUUAUUUAUUUAUUUAUGUAUUUUUUUUUACCUUUAUAAAAGAUUAGGAUGCUGAUUUUUAACUUUGGCAUUGGUAUUUAAUUGCUGGUAGUUUGUUGCAAAGGAAGGAGAUGUUGUAGACCCAGGUACUAAGAUUGCUGUCAUUUCAAAAUCUGGUGAGAGUGUAACCCAUGUUGCUUCAUCCAAGAAGAAAUUGGACGAAGCUGCUCCCAAGCCACCUCCUGCUGCUGAAAUUAAAAAUGAGAAUAAAAAAUCCAAACCUGAAACAGCUCCUGUUAUGGGGAAGCCGAAAGUACCCCCAUCACCACCUCCUAAACAGUCUGCCUCAGAACCCGUGCUUCCUCCUAAGGAAAGGGAAAGACGCAUAAGUCUUGUCAUUUUUGCUCAUACACAAACUGAAAUUCCUUAAUGUUAUGUCUUUCAUGGCUAAACAAAUGUUUUAGUAAAGAAGUCUUCGUCAUCUAGAUUCAAUAUUUUUAGAACCUAUUUUGAUUACAGGUUCCCAUGACAAGGCUUCGGAAACGGGUUGCAAUGCAUUUGAAAGAUUCUCAAAACACUUUUGCUAUGUUGAAAACAUUCAAUGAAUUUGAUAUGUAUGUUAUUUAUUCAACCAAUUUAUAAUAUUAGGAGUCCAUGUCAAUUUGCUCAGAUAAAGUUGAACUCCACUUGGAAUUGUUUUUGGUUAAACUCCACUCUGAAUUGUACUUACCAAAGCUGGUCCCUGCCUCUUAGUUUUUAGUCCAAAACCUAACUGAAGCAUGAAGAAGUCUGGACUGAACCAUAGAAGUAAUCAGUCAAAGUUAAGGCCAAGUGAAUUUAGUUUGCAUCUUGUUUCACUGGGACUUGGCCCAACUUAUUGAAAAAUUUCAUUUUUUCUUUAUUUGCAUGCAAUGUUAAUGACCUACACUGUUAAGUGAAAUGUGGAUGCUUUAUAAAUGCAUAUCAGUGUAAGGUUGAUCUUAUUUUGUAACUUAUCUGACUGUAUAAAAUAUGUUAGGGUUUGUUUUGAGCUUCAACCUGUUUACCCAAGUCAUCAACCGAAAUUGGAUAGACCUAGUUCACAUGUUAACAAUCUAGGACCAGAGUGCUUGAAGAGCCAAAUAAAACUGAGCUGAGAAUGGUCUCUGGUUUGCUUACAGGUUGUGCUAAACAAAUUUGCGUCAUCAAUAUAUAUUGAAAUUGCCUGACGCAUUUUAGCAUGCUAUCAGGCACUUCUGGUGAUUUUUGUCUGUUUUUUGCUGUGCUUGCUGCUUAUUGCAGGACCAAUUUGAUGAAGCUUCGUUCUGAUUAUAAAGAUGCAUUUUUUGAAAAGCAUGGUGUGAAGUUAAGAUUUAUGUCAGGGUUUGUUAAGGCUGCUGUAAGUGGGCUUCAGAAUCAGCCUAUCAUCAAUGCGGUCAUUGAUGGGGAUGAUAUCAUAUAUAGAGAUUAUAUAAAUAUCAGCAUAGCUGUUGGAACUCCAAAGGGCCUCGUAGUUCCAGUUAUUUGUGAUGCUGGUAGGAUGAAUUUUGCUGAGAUAGAGAAGGAGAUCAAUACACUGGCCAAGAAAGCAAAUGAUGGAACCAUAUCAAUUGAUGAGAUGGCUGGAGGUUCAUUCACAAUAUCCAAUGGUGGUGUGUAUGGAAGCCUUUUGAGUACUCCCAUCAUCAAUCCCCCUCAGUCGGCAAUCCUGGGUAUGUACUCUAUAGUGAAACGUCCCAUGGUCGUUGGAGGCAACAUAAUUGCAACGUCAAUGAUGUACAUUGCUUUGACAUACGAUCAUUGGCUAAUUGAUGGAAGAGAGGCAGUGUUGUUCUUGCGCCACAUCAAAGAAGUCAUGGAGGACCCUUGCUGUCUGCUUCUUGACAUAUGAAGACAGACACCAGUAGCAGCAGUUUGGUUAUCACACUCAGGAUCCCAAUAUAGACUCCACUCAUCCAAUCAAAAUAAAAGGAAGGAGAAGUUUUGCAGGUUUUCAUUUCUCAGACUCACCUCUUUACCAAGUUUUCCUAUUGCGGGAUGCCUUAGUUGAAAUGGGAGAACCUUGUUAGCAUCGAUAUUUCUAUUCUUUUUGUGGUUGAUUUCUUUACUUUGAAUGCUAUCUUAUCGUGAUCUUGCCCUGAAAUCACCACAUUUAUAUACUAUCUCCAGUUGUUUUCGGCCUGGUCCAGUUAAAAAUCUUAUGCAGAUAGCUUGAUUUUGUGAAAUUUAAUUCACAAAUAUGAAUCAUAUCUUGGGGACUUGAUUCAUUUGUCUACUUGGUAUAAUAUUUACUCGAAUUAAAUCAUGUGGAUAAAAAUAAGAUUAAUUUUCACUUGAAUUAAACCACCUGAAUGAAAAUAAGAUCAUAGGAAAAUGUUAAGAUAAAAAUCCAAGUCAUUCCUAAAACCAAGUUAUAUCUGUCUCCUUUCUUUCUCAACCAUUUUUUCAUGCUAGCCCUUCUAAAAUUUCUGCUUAUACUGUUCUUAAUUUGCAAAAUCUUUUAAAUUUGAUG